Malassezia pachydermatis is the source of this 2049-nucleotide messenger RNA. RefSeq names its product transcription factor tfiif complex alpha subunit tfg1. Gene Ontology annotation, cellular component: nucleus; transcription factor TFIIF complex. The coding region runs from base 1 to 2049 and encodes 682 amino acids. The transcript is spliced from 2 exons. The record is from RefSeq and is a predicted model, not a curated record. Gene Ontology annotation, molecular function: TFIIF-class transcription factor complex binding; DNA binding; RNA polymerase II general transcription initiation factor activity. Gene Ontology annotation, biological process: transcription initiation at RNA polymerase II promoter; positive regulation of transcription elongation by RNA polymerase II. NCBI's taxonomy places the organism in Eukaryota, Fungi, Basidiomycota, Malasseziomycetes, Malasseziales, Malasseziaceae.
AUGAAGCAGGAGCCUGGCAUCAAGGCAGAGCCGGAAGAUACCAAGCCCCGCGCUGGGCAGCGUGGGUAUCGUGAUAUCCCGCUGUACUCCAUGGGCGCGACGAAUGCAAUGACGCAUCUGAUGAAGUUUGCGAGUCACACUCGUGUGGAUCCCAACCAGGAGACGCAAUUUGUGCCGCCUGUCAAGCUGAAUCGCAAGAUGCCGUUGCGGCUCAAGAUGCCGCCUGCGCAGCCUGGCGACGUCGUAGUAGACAAAUGGGGCAAGCCUGUCAUGGACAAGGACGGCCAGCCUCUGACGUGGCCUGCGCCCGGGUUUGACUUGGAGUCUGUUCGCCCGUAUUUGGGCCUUGAUCAGCCAAAGGUCCUCGACGAGGAGACAGGCGGCGGCUUCACACGCGCGAAGCCGUUCAAGAAACGUGUGCGCGAGGUGCACAAGUCCGGCAAUGCAGCGCGACGUACCCGCAACGAAGAGUUUUACCCAUGGGUCCUGGAAGAUUUCGAGACGUCGCAGGAAUGGGAGAGUGCACGCGAGCCGCUGCCCAAUAGUCUGAAGAUGUUGGAACAGUACUACUAUGCAGAGAAGGAGCGCCGUGAGCAUGGCACAGACACGAAGCCACGCAUGCCGAAGAGCGAAGCGACGUCCUCGGCUGCGCACGGCCCGUCCUCCUCGCAUGCGCCGUGGAUCGGCCAGCUGGAAGGCGACUCGGACGAGAACUCUACGUCGCACCAUGUGCUCUUUGUGUUUGACGAGCGCAAUGCGGGCGGCUUCAAAGUCGUGCCGAUUCGACGGCAGUACAAAUUCAUGCAGCUCCAAAAACAUGCCCUGUCCAGCGAGCAGGUCGAAGAAGAGUUUGCACGGCAGCAGCGGUCCUCGGAGACGGACCGCUGGAUGAUGCGGUAUCGGUACCAGACUGGCGCUGGCACAGGCGCCGUGGCUAGUGCGGGCCCGUCGCGUGCAGGCGCCGCCGCGGCGCGUAUGCCGAUGCUCUCGCUCCCUGGCCAGCCCUCGAUGCUGGGAUGGCAGAGCAGUGCGCGUCUGGUGGCAGUGCAAGGCGAGUCGCAGCAUGGGCGGGACGACGACGACGACUUGUUUGGCGCGAUGCCCAAGCAGGAGACGACGUACGAUGAGCUGGACUUUGAAGAAGAGUUUGCCGACGACGAAGAGCGCAUCGGCAUGAACGACGAGGCCGAAGAAGCGGAGGCAAAAGAGCUGGACGAGCGGCUCAAGCGCGAAAUGGUCGCGGAUCAUGUGGACGAUAUGGCGAUCAAGCAGGAGCCGGACGACGAUGCCGCGUACGAUGCCGUGGCUGUGAACCGACGUAGCGGCGCGGCCGAUCCCCUGUAUGGCUCUGCCGCGACGUACGAUCGGCAUGAUGACGCGAUGCUCACGGGCAGUGGGCGUCAGAUGCGCAAGAUCAUGAAAGCGCUAAGUCGGCGGGAAGGGCUGGAUAUGUACGACAGCGACGAAGAGGCGAAGAAUCCGUACGCCAGUGACGAGUCGGACGACAAUGAGGACUUGGACGUGCUGCAUCCCGAGCGUGCGAUCCUCGCGGCGCGCGAAGAAAAAGCGCGUGCGGAGCGCAUGGCAGCGGCAGCGGCAGCGGCGGCGGCUACCGCGACGCCCACGUCGGCGCCGCCCAGUGGGACCCACACACCGGACCCGGACGCGAGCUUGAAACGCAAGAACGAGCUGCUUCGGCCUGGGCCGGACGAGCCCAAGAAGAAACUACGUACCGACUCGCGCGCAAGCUCGCCUGGCGCGGGGGGCACACCUGGGCGCGCGAGCUCGCCGCCGCGGCCCCUAUCGCCGCUCGAGUCGGAAAUUGCGCAUCUCCUGUCGAACGGCGUGGUGGCCAGCACCUCUGACUUGGUCCAGCAUUUCCGUGCGCGACUCAAGCAGGAUGCCACGUUGAAAGAGCAGCUGAGUGCCGCGGUCAAGCGCAUUGCGUACAUGGACAAGAAAGACAACAAACUGAAGCUGAAAGAGGCGUACGCUAUGGAUGGCGGAGCAUCUUCGCCGCGCGGCGGUCGCCCUGGAUCAACGGCAUAA